Molecule: messenger RNA, 9379 nt
Organism: Gymnogyps californianus (California condor)
Lineage: Eukaryota; Metazoa; Chordata; Aves; Accipitriformes; Cathartidae
Gene: COL7A1
Product: collagen type VII alpha 1 chain
Exons: 120
Coding region: 49-9150 (3033 amino acids)
Molecular function (GO): serine-type endopeptidase inhibitor activity; protein binding
Source: RefSeq, a predicted model, not a curated record
GAGCGGCACGGCACGGUGCAGCCCCGCGGGGGGCGGUGGGCUCCCACAAUGCGCGGCUGGCUCCUGCUCCUCGCCGUGCUCCCCGUGCUCCUGGGCUCCCCAGCUGCCACGGCACAGAAGAGAAGCCAAGCGGUGUGCGAGGACGUGCUGCAGGCUGACAUUGCCUUCCUGGUGGACGGCUCAUCCAGCAUCGGCAGGAACAACUUCCGCGCUGUCCGGACCUUCAUGGAUGACCUGGUGGCGCCCUUCGUGCAGGUGGUGGGCGAGAAGGCGGUGCGCUUCGCUGUGGCGCAGUACAGCGACGAGCCGCGGGUGGAGUUCUCCUUCUCCCAGCACACCGAUGGCACAAGCGUCCGGAGGGCCAUCCAGCAGCUGAGCUACAAGGGCGGCAACACACGGACCGGUGCCGGCUUCCGCUACGUCGCUGACAACUUCUUUGGCCCCACGCAGCUCCGGCCAGGGGUCCCCCAGAUCUGCAUCCUCAUAACGGAUGGCAAGUCCCAGGAUGAUGCUGAGGGGCCGGCAGCAAAGCUGAAGAGCCAGGGCAUCAAGGUCUUCGCUGUGGGGAUCAAGAACGCUGACCACAAGGAGCUGAUGCGUGUGGCCUCAAUGCCCACCGAUGCCUUCUUCUUCUAUGUUGGUGACUUCAAGCUGCUGGGGACGCUGGUGCCGCUGAUGACACGCAGGGUGUGCACGAACGUCGGGGGCACCCUGCGCCUCCUGGACGGGCCAAUCCACGCCGGCCCUUCCAACAUGGAGAUCCUGGAGCGGGGCCUUGACCAGCUGCGGAUCCGCUGGACGGCGGCCAGCGGCCCUGUCACCGGCUACCGGGUGCAGCGCGUGCCGCUGACGGGGCUGGGGCAGCCGAUCGUGGCAGAGCGGCAGGAGGUGAGCCUGGGGCCGCGGGAGACGAGCACUGUGCUGCGGGGGCUGCGCGCAGGGACGGAGUACCUGGUCACCAUCACCGCCCAGUACGCCAACAGCAUCGGCGAGUCAGUGUCCAGCCGAGCACGCACCCAGAGCCGCGCCGGCUCCGUGCUGGAUUUCCGUGUGGUGGAGACUGGACUGACCUUCCUGCGGCUGGCCUGGCAGCCCGGCCCCGAGCCCCCCCAGGGCUACAGCCUCAGCUACGCCGUGCAAGGAGCAGCUCAGGAGGAAGAGAAGAGCCUGGGGGCCAGCGCGCAGUCAGCCACGCUGAGCAACCUGCGCCCCGACACCGAGUACGUGGUGACGCUCCGACCCCGCUACGCGCAGCAGCCCGCCGUCCCCGCCACCCUCACUGCCCGAACACGGCGCCCGGUGGGUGUGCAGCACUUGGCCGUCCACAACGUCUCGGCGCAGAGCAUGCUGCUGGCCUGGCAGCCCGUCGGUGGUGCUACUGGCUACCGGCUCUCCUGGGUGACUGUUACAGGGCAGGACAGGCACAGGGUGGACCUGGACGCUGCGAGGACAUCGCACGCGCUGGAGGGGCUGCAGCCCAACAUGGACUACGUGGUGACGGUGGCCCCGCUCUUCGGGCAGCUGGAGGGGCCCACAGCCACUGUGCGGCAGAGGACGGAGACGGGUGCGGAGCAGACACUGCGAACCAACAUCCUGGGCCCCACGUCCAUCCAGGUGCUCUGGACCAGUGCCCGUGAUGCCCGCGGCUACCGUCUGGAGUGGAAGAGAGCCACAGGACCAGAGCCCCCCAGGACGGUGUCACUCCCCAGCAGUGCCAACACCUAUCAGCUGACGGGGCUGCAGCCGGCCACCGAGUACCGCAUCACCCUCUACACGCUCUACGAUGGUGGGGAGGUGGCUACCCCCGUCACCACCUUCCAGACAGGCGUGGAGGGACCCGUGGGCGCCGUAUCGGACCUGCGGCUCGUCGAGGAGGCGGGCAGGCGGGUGCGGCUGGGCUGGACCGGUGUCCCUGGUGCCACCGAGUACAAAGUGGUGGUGCGCAACAACCAGGAUGGCACAGAGAGGACGAGGCGCGUCCCAGGCAGCCAGACGGGGCUGGAGCUGGGUGAUCUCCGGGAGGGCAUCGCCUACCUGGUGCGCGUCUCGGCGCUGGCAGGCAGCCGGGAGGGCAGUGCCGCCACACUCACCGUCCACCUCAAGUACCCGGCGGUGGGCAGCAUCUCAGAGCUGCGGGUGACGGAGGCCGGUCCCAGCCAGCUGCGGGUCACCUGGCGAGGGCUGCCAGGCGCCGGGGGCUACCUGCUGACGUGGCGAGGCAGCGAUGGUCUGGAGCAAUCCCGCUUCCUCCCUGCCAGCCCCACUGCCUUCACCAUCGAGGGGCUGCGUGCUGGCAUCAUCUACACCAUCGGUGUCUCUGCCAUUGUGGAUGGCCGUGAGGGCAGCCCUGUCACUGCCACGGGGCGGAUAGCACCCGAGCAGGUGGGGAUGGUGUCCCGGCUGGAGGUGCAGGCGUCCAGGAGCAACGUUGCCCGUGUCACCUGGGUCGGCGUGCCAGGAGCCACCGCCUACCGCGUGGUGUGGAGCCGCAGGGAUGGGGGCUUGGAGAGCAGCCAGCGGGUUCCCGGCCACACCAGCUCCUUCGACAUCCCCGACCUGGAGGGUGGCGUCUCCUACACCGUGAAGGUGACGGCACUCAUUGGCAACCGGGAGGGCAACCCCGUCUCCAUCGUCGUCACCACUCCGGAGGCAGCCCCAGUGCCCCCCGUCAGCAGCUUCCAGGUGAUGGAGGCCUUGGAGCACCACCUGCGCCUGGCCUGGGUGCCGGUGGCCGGCAGCACCGGGUACCGCCUGGUCUGGCGCCUGGCUGAGGGGGGGCCCCAGCGCAGCCAGCAGCUCCCGGCCACCGCCAGCUCCUACGACCUGGUGGGGCUGGAGCCAGGCCGGCGCUACCAGAUCAGCAUCACCAGCCUGGUCGGCGGCCGGGAGAGCGAGCCGGCCGCUGUCACCGCUGUCACUGCUGCCCUGGGCCAUGUCACCAGCCUGCGGGUGACAGAGGUGCGGAGAGACUCAGUGACGCUCACCUGGGCCCCCAUCCCCGGCGCCUCCAGCUAUGUCCUCUCCUGGACCCCCCCCGCAGCUGGCGGGGAGUCGAGGCGGACACUGCCCGGCGCUGCCAGCUCCCAGCAGGUCUCCGGGUUGCGCCUGGGCCAGCGCUACACCUUCACCCUCCGCCCGCUCCUGGGGAGCACGCCGGGUGCCGAGACCUCUGUCAGCGAGCGCACAGUCUGCAGGGACGCCCGUGGUGACAUCGUCUUCCUCGUGCAUGGCACCCGCGACAGCUCCUCCGGCGCCGACGCUGUCCGCACCCUCCUCUCCAACACUGUGUCUGCCUUGGGGCGCCUGGGUCCCGAGGGCACCCAGGUGGCUCUGGCCACGUACAGCUACCGCAGCCUGCCCUGGCUGCUCCUCAACCACUCCAGCGACCUGCCUGCCGUGCUGGAGCAGAUCCGCACCAUACGCUACGAGGAGCCCAGCGGCAAUGCUAUUGGGGCGGCCAUCACUUUCGCCAGGACCUACCUGCUGAGCCCCGGCGCGGGGCGCCGGCCUGGCGUGCCGGCGGUGCUGGUGGUCUUGGCCGACGGCCCCUCCGGGGACGAUGCUAUUGCUGCGGCCAGGGACGUCAAGGCUGGGGGGGUCCAGGUGCUGGCGGUGGCCUUGGAGGGGGCAGACCGGGAGCAGCUCCGGCGCAUGGUCACCAGCGAGGACCCGCGGUACAUCUAUCAUGGUGGCGGUGCCCUGGCAGAGCUGGAGGGAGAGCUCACCGACGACCUCUGCACCAUCAUCUCCACCAGGCCGGAGCUGGAGCUGAAGCCCUGCACCAUGCAGUGCCCCAGGGGCGAGAAGGGAGACCGCGGUGAGGCAGGACCGCAAGGACGUGUGGGGCCACCGGGCCCCCCUGGCGAGCCGGGCCGCCACGGGCUGCCUGGCCCUCCGGGACCACGGGGGCCACAGGGUCUGCCAGGAGAGAGCGUUGAGCGGCCAGGCAAGAAGGGGGACAGGGGAUUCCCCGGAGCCGAUGGGACACCGGGAAGCCCCGGCCGCCCCGGGAACCCCGGAUCACCUGGCCAGCCGGGCACCCAGGGUGUCCCCGGCCCCCGAGGGGAUCCUGGGCCGCGGGGGCCAAUGGGCCUUUCUGGCCCGAAGGGGGAGAAAGGCGAGCCGGGAGAGCCCAGGGUGAUCGUGGAUGGAGGACAGGGGCUGCCAGGCCAGAAAGGGGAGCCGGGCACACCGGGCAGCCCCGGCCCCCCUGGAAGCCUUGGCCCACGGGGGCCCUUUGGUGAUCCAGGCCCCCCCGGUCCACUUGGACCCGUGGGGCCACCGGGACCUCCGGGAGAGUUUGUGAAGGGGGAGAAGGGUGACCGAGGAGAAAGGGGCCCCCCCGGACUUGUGGAUGGGGCAGCGCCUCGAGGGGAGCCAGGCCCCCCGGGCCUGCCUGGGGACCCCGGGCCCCGGGGACCUGCCGGGCCCCCCGGCCUGAAGGGAGAGAAGGGCGAUGGCAAAGAAGGUUUCCCAGGGCUGCCCGGCCGCCCCGGGGACCCAGGAGACCGGGGCCCUCGGGGACCGCCGGGGGAGCAGGGCAGGAAGGGAGACCGUGGGGCACCGGGCGAGCUGGGAGAGAUGGGCGAGAAGGGGGACCGCGGCGUGCCGGGCCCCGAGGGCGAGAAGGGCGAGGCAGGAGCCCCAGGGCGCCCGGGGCCAUCGGGCAGAGAGGGAGCUCCGGGACCGACCGGCCCCCGGGGGGAGAAGGGCGAUCUGGGACCACCUGGCAAGCCAGCUCCCAGCAUUGCCGGUGUUGGAGGAGAGAAGGGUGACAGAGGCUUCCCAGGACCAGAAGGACCUCCUGGCCCCAAGGGUGACACGGGAGAUAAAGGCGCCCGUGGUGACCCUGGCCUGAGCAUCCCAGGGCCAGCUGGCCCCAAAGGCGAGCAGGGCGAUCGGGGUAUCGUUGGCCUCACAGGCAGGAGCGGCCCAAAGGGCGACCCAGGGGAGCCAGGGGAGAAGGGCGAGCCGGGCCGAGCGGGCACCCCGGGGCAGACCGGGCUGCGUGGCAAGGAGGGAGAGCGUGGAGAAAAGGGUGACGAAGGCACCCCGGGUGAAGCAGGUCUGCCUGGCAAACCUGGAGACAGGGGCCCCCGGGGCCUCCCUGGCUACCGCGGCCCCCCUGGGGAGAAGGGCGACUCAGGGGACCCAGGUCCUGAAGGCAGGAAUGGCAGCCCUGGAGCGCCAGGGAGCAAGGGUGACCGUGGGGAGCCGGGGCCUCCCGGACCCCCAGGACGAACCGUCGACGUGGGGCUCGGAGGAGCAGGGGAGAAGGGGGAGAAGGGGGACCCUGGGGACCCUGGCGAGGACGGCGCGAAGGGUGCCCGGGGCGAUGCCGGCUCCCCUGGCCUGCCCGGAGAGAGGGGCGUGGAGGGCCCCCGCGGCCCCCCCGGUGCACGGGGUGACCCCGGGGACCGCGGCCUGCCAGGAGAGAAGGGGGACCGCGGCCCACCGGGGCUGGAUGGCCGCAACGGGCUAGAAGGCAAACCCGGGCCCCCGGGCCCUGCCGGGCUGCGGGGGGACCCCGGGAAGCAGGGGGACCCCGGCCGAGAUGGGCUGCCUGGGCUCCGUGGCGAGCAGGGAGCGCCUGGCCCUGUGGGCCCCCUGGGACCGCCCGGCGUCCCCGGCAAACCCGGUGACGAUGGCAAACCUGGCCUCAGCGGCAAGAAUGGAGAAGAUGGGACGCCAGGAGAGGAUGGGAGAAAGGGAGACAAAGGUGACACAGGACCCCCUGGUAGAGAGGGCCGCAAUGGUGCCAAGGGCGAGCAGGGGGACAGAGGUGUGCCAGGCCCCCUCGGCCCCCCCGGCCUCCCCGGCGUCCCGGGGCAGGUUGGCCCCCCAGGCCAGGGCUCACCGGGCCUCCGUGGGGUGGCUGGACCAAAGGGGGACCCGGGGGAGCCCGGACUGCAAGGGGAGCCGGGGCGACCUGGCAACCCUGGAGCACGCGGAGACCCCGGGGCUGCAGUGAACGUUGAACGUAGCCUGGAAGCGCUUGGCAUCAAGAUUUCAUCCCUGAAGGAGCUCACGGGUGCCUACGAUGGGAGCUCAGACUCGUUUCUGCCACUGUCCGAGCGGCUGCGGGGCCAGAAGGGCAGCCGGGGAGAGCCGGGAGAGAGGGGGCCUCCAGGCCGAGAGGGCUCCUUAGGCUUCCCCGGUGAGCGAGGACCCAAAGGUGACAAGGGGGACCCGGGUGCCCCUGGCCCCCAGGGCCCCAUGGGCCGGGCCGUGGGCGAGCGGGGUCCCGAGGGGCCUCCCGGGCAGCCGGGGGAGCCUGGCAAGCCGGGCAUCCCCGGGGUGCCGGGCCGGGCCGGGGAGCUGGGCGAGGCUGGGCGGACCGGCGAGAAGGGUGACCGGGGCGAGAAGGGUGACCGGGGCGAGCAGGGCAGGGAUGGCUUGCCCGGCCCCCCAGGGCCCCCGGGGCCCAAGGCAGACGUGGUGGAGGGCAGCCUGAUGGGCUUCCCAGGCGAGCGUGGCCCAGCUGGACCCAAGGGAGUGAAGGGCGAGCCGGGAGCUGAGGGCGAGCGCGGACCCAAAGGAGAUAAGGGUGAGGGUGGCCCACGAGGCGAGCAAGGGGAGCCCGGCGAGAAGGGCAGGGACGGUGCCCCGGGUCUCCCGGGUGAGAGAGGGCUGGCCGGCCCCGAGGGGAAGCCGGGCUUGCCAGGCUUCCCCGGCGUGCUGGGACGCCCGGGUAGCCAGGGAGACCCAGGACCCCCAGGACCUCCGGGCAGCACUGGCCCACCAGGGACCCAGGGCCCAGCUGGGACCAAGGGUGAUCCGGGGGAACCUGGCUCCGGCAUCCGGGGCUUGCCCGGUCCCCAGGGCAGCAUGGGGCUGCCCGGCCCCCCUGGCCCCCCCGGCCCGGGGGGCCCACCUGGUGUCCCCGGGCUGCCAGGACAAGUGGGGGAGAGUGGGAAGCCGGGUGUGCCAGGCAGGGACGGCGUGCCGGGGAAGGACGGCGAGGCAGGGAUGCCUGGGAAGAUGGGUGUGCCAGGACCUUCGGGCCCUGCUGGUCCCAAGGGAGAGCCAGGGGAUGCUGGAGCCCCAGGGCAGGCCAUCGCUGGCCCUCCCGGCGCCAAAGGCGAGAAGGGCGAGCCGGCAUUGCUGGAGGGCACGCUGCUGGGAGAACCCGGCUCCAAGGGCGACCGAGGCUUGCCCGGCCCCAAGGGCGAGAAGGGGGAGCCGGGAAGAUUCGGGGAGCCAGGGGAUCCUGGGGAAGAUGGAGCCAAGGGGUCCUCCGGAGCCAAAGGGGAGAAGGGAUUGCCGGGUGUCGGUGUGCGGGGACCUCCAGGACAGGAUGGGCCUCCGGGCUUGAAGGGUGACAUCGGCUUGCCAGGACCACCAGGACCCCCAGGCUUAGCAGGCAUCGCUGGGACACCAGGACAGCCAGGCCUGAGAGGGGACAACGGGCAGCCUGGCCCGCCGGGUCCCCCGGGAGAGAGGGGUUUGAUCGGCUUUCCCGGGAGAGAUGGCACCUCUGGACCGCCAGGACCCGCGGGGCCCCCAGGGCCAGCUGGCGUACAAGGGGCCUCUGGCCUGAAGGGUGACAAGGGUACCCCGGGGGCUGGGCUGCCAGGAGCCAGAGGCGAGCGUGGAGACCCGGGGCCACGGGGUGAAGACGGGCGCCCGGGGCCAGAAGGCGAUCGUGGGCCGGCGGGCUUGCCUGGGAACCGAGGGGAGCGUGGGGACAAGGGAGACGUUGGGGCCCCGGGGCCCAAAGGAGACAAGGGCGAUACUGUGGUGGUGGAGGGGCCUGUCGGAGCACGGGGCAGCAAGGGAGAGCCGGGCGAGCGUGGCCUGAAGGGCACGGAAGGGGACAAGGGGGACAAGGGGGAGCAAGGCGUGCCUGGAGAGAAGGGGGCGAGGGGCGAGCAAGGCGAGAAGGGCUCCACGGGCUUCCCUGGGGCACGCGGCCCUGGCGGGCAGAAGGGAGAGGUCGGAGCGUCGGGAGAGCCUGGCGAGCCGGGCCAGCCCGGCCGCGAUGGGAUCCCUGGAGCCCGGGGAGAGAAGGGGGACACAGGACUCCUGGGCAUGCGUGGGCCCAAGGGUGACCGGGGCAUGAAAGGCGCCUGCGGCCUCGAUGGGGACAAGGGCGAGAAGGGAGAGCCGGGGAUCCCAGGGCGCUCAGGGCUGCCGGGGAGGAAAGGCGAGCCGGGAGAGCUGGGUCUGUCGGGACCACCGGGCAUCCCCGGGAAGGAGGGGCUCAUGGGACCCAAGGGCGACCGUGGAUUCGACGGGCAGCAGGGAGGCAAAGGAGACCAGGGGGAGAAAGGAGACCGGGGUGCCCCGGGCGUUAUCGGUGGCCCCGGUCCACGGGGUAGUGACGGUGCUCCUGGCCCCCCCGGGCCCCCCGGGAGCGUUGGCCCACGAGGUCCCGAGGGCAUGCAGGGCCAGAAGGGGGAGAGAGGCCCCCCUGGACAGUCCGUGCCAGGGGCCCGUGGUGUGCCCGGCAUCCCCGGUGAGAGAGGAGAGCAGGGCAGUCCCGGCACCCAGGGGCUCCGUGGGGAGAAGGGGGAGCCGGGCAUGACGGAGGAGGAGAUCCGUGCCUUCGUCAGGCAGGAGAUGAGUCAGCACUGUGCCUGCGGCGGCCACUUCCCACGGCGCCUGGAUUCACGUGAGCAGUCAGGAGGCUGGGGGGCUCAGGCCAGGAGCAGCCUCCAUUCUGCCCAGGGAGGAGGAAGAAGCGUCCGCCAGGAAAGGGAGCACAGCCAAACAGGGCUCUUCCCCACCCAGCCGUUCCCUGCUGGCAGUGCUCGUGCCGUCCCUGUGCUCAAGUUGUCACACGCUGAGGAAGAGGAGGGGCAGGACAGACGCGUCAUGCUCAACACCGACGACCUCGAGUACGAGAGUGUGUAUGGGGAGGAGGAGGAGGAGGACUACGAUGAGGUCCCGGACAGCUCAGAGCAGCCUGUGAUGGGCGCUGAGCCCUGCAGCCUGCCGCUGGACGAGGGGGACUGCCAGCGCUACACACUGCGGUGGUACUACAACCAAAGAGUCACCGAGUGCCGGCCCUUCGUCUACAGUGGCUGCCGGGGCAACCUCAACCGCUUCGACACCAAGGAGGAGUGCGAGCUGCACUGCGGGCAGCACCCAGGGGCAGAUGCCCAUGGUGUUGCGAGCAGCGAGGCAGGAGGGCAGCCAAAGGCGUAGGCGCGGGCAGUGUCUCGGCAGGCAAGGCUGCCCGGUGGUGGGGCCCGGCUACUGCCCCAGCCGGGGCUGGGCUGCCCGCAGUGGCGGGGGCCACGUGCCCACCAGCCCCCGGCAGGAACCUGGUGCUAUUUCUAACGUGUCUUUUUGCUGCUCAUGGGUUUUUCCUUUCAUAUCAGUUUUAUUGCCCGUUAAGGUGAAAUUCAUAUCAAAUGGGAAACCUGCCCCCCCC